This is a messenger RNA of Phyllostomus hastatus (greater spear-nosed bat), 2372 nucleotides long. RefSeq names its product BAG cochaperone 4 (gene BAG4). Gene Ontology annotation, biological process: protein stabilization. Gene Ontology annotation, molecular function: protein-folding chaperone binding; adenyl-nucleotide exchange factor activity. Gene Ontology annotation, cellular component: nucleus; membrane; cytoplasm. NCBI's taxonomy places the organism in Eukaryota, Metazoa, Chordata, Mammalia, Chiroptera, Phyllostomidae. The coding region runs from base 28 to 1401 and encodes 457 amino acids. The transcript is spliced from 5 exons. The record is from RefSeq and is a predicted model, not a curated record.
GGGAAGCGCUUCGGAGCAGUGGAGCGGAUGUCGGCCUUAAGGCGCUCAGGCUACGGCCCCAGUGACGGUCCGUCUUACGGCCGCUACUACGGGUCUGGGGGUGGAGAUGUGCCCGUGCACCCACCUCCACCCUUAUACCCUCCUCGCCCUGAACCUCCCCCGCCUCCCGUUUCCUGGCGGAUGCGCGGGGGUGGCCCCGCCGAGACCACCUGGCCGGGAGAAGGCGGGGGAGGUGAUGGCUACUACCCUUCUGGAGGCACCUGGACGGAGCCGGGUCGAGCUGCAGGAAGCCACCAGGAGCAGCCACCAUAUCCUAGCUACAAUUCUAACUACUGGAAUUCUCCUGCUCGACCUAGGACUCCUUACCCAAGUACAUAUCAUGUAAGGCCGGAAAUGCAAGGCCAGAGUUUGAAUUCUUACACUAAUGGAGCAUAUGGCCCACCAUACCCCACUGGCCCAGGGGCAAAUACUGCCUCAUACUCUGGGGCUUAUUACACACCUGGAUACUCUCAGACCAGUUACUCCACAGAGGUUCCAAGCACCUACCGCUCACCUGGCAACAGCCCAACCCCAGUCUCUCGUUGGAUGUAUCCCCAGCAGGACUGCCAGGCUGAAGCACCUCCUCUUAGGGGGCAGGUUCCAGGGUACCCUGCUUCACAGAACCCUGGAAUGGCCCUGCCCCAUUAUCCUUAUGGGGAUGGUAAUCGUAGUGUGCCACAAGCAGGACCAUCUGUAAGACCACAAGAGGACUCAUGGGCUUCUCAUGGUGCUUACGGAAUGGGAACCCGUUACCCCUGGCCUUCAGCUGCGCCCUCAGCACCACCUGGGAAUCUCUAUAUGAGUGAAAGUACUUCAGCAUGGCCUAGCACUGGCUCUCCUCAGCCACCCACUUCACCACCACCCCAGCAGCCAAAGGAUUCCUCAUACCCCUAUAGCCAAUCAGAUCAAAGCAUGAACCAGCACAACUUUCCUUGCAAUGUCCAUCAGUACGAGUCCCCGGGAACAAUGAACAGUGAUAAUUCAGAUCUUUUGGAUUCCCAAGUCCAAUAUAGUGCUGAGCCUCAGCUGUAUGGUAAUGCUACCAACGAACAUGCCAGCAAUCAAGAGCAAAGUAAUAAUCUUCCUGAAGAGUGUUUACCUUCAGAUGAAGGUACUCCCCCAAGUAUUAAAAAAAUCAUACACGUGCUGGAGAAGGUCCAGUAUCUUGAGCAAGAAGUAGAAGAGUUCGUAGGAAAAAAGACAGACAAAGCAUACUGGCUUCUGGAAGAGAUGCUAACCAAGGAACUUUUGGAACUGGAUUCAGUUGAAACUGGGGGCCAGGACUCUGUCCGACAGGCCAGGAAAGAGGCUGUUUGUAAAAUCCAGGCCAUACUGGAAAAAUUGGAAAAAAAAGGAUUAUGAAAGGAUUUAGAAAAAAGGGGAAACCUGUUACUAACUUGACCAAAACUCUUGAUUUUGGUUAAUUACCCUUUUUUUGAAAUGCCUGUUGAUGACAAGAAGCAAUGCAUUCCAGCUUUCCUUUGAUUUGAAACUUGAAAAACUGGUAAAGGAUUUGGGAAAACAUUUUUGUUAUGAGUUGUUUUCAGUUUUUAGACCAAUGAAUGUAAUAGGAAACAGUGGAGUUACCAAUAUUGCCAAGUAGACUUACUCUUUAAGAAAUGUAUGGAUAUCUACAAGUUGCUUCUUAUCAGCGGGAGGGAAAUACACUUUAUGUAAAAGGCUUAUCAGAAAUCUACCAGAUGAGACUGGAUAUAAUCUGAGACAAACAGGCUCUGUUUUUUAAAACAUAUGGAUUAUUUGUCACAUUUUUGUACAUUUUGACUGCUUUCAACAUACACGUCGUGUAAUUACAGCUUGGACUUGAGCUUUGUUGGACCUCUGUUUUGUUUUGUUAUUUGCAGUUUACAAAUAUAGUAUUAUUCUCUACUUCUUGGUACAUUUUGUAGUAAUAUGUUUAAUGUAAUUAUUCAAGAGACUAUAUUGACAGCCAGAUAGUAUGGCAUUUCUGAAUGAAUUUCUAUCUUUUCACCACUUGAAUAUAUUGCAAUGCAUAAUGAGUUCCUGAGGUAAAUUGUCUCCUUUUUUGUAUAGAUCAUUAGGUUGGAGUUUCACCACUUCUACUUUUCAUGUUAAUAGCAGAAGGCAAUUUGAAAAUAACAUGGGCAUAGGAAUGCAAAUGCUUGUGGCCAUUUUUCUUUUUUGCUUUUUUAUCGUAUUUGGAUAAAGAUUUACUUUAAAAUUUGCCUCCCCCCCCUUUAAUUAUCUUUUCACUAGUGCUGCUUUCAUAUGGAGCAUAUGGAGCAUAGGUAACAGAUGAAAAAUUAAAUGCCACAGUGGGUAGAAAUAAUUAACUGUAAAAGUAAUAAAUACAA